This is a messenger RNA of Drosophila virilis, 5983 nucleotides long. RefSeq names its product muscle wasted (gene mute). NCBI's taxonomy places the organism in Eukaryota, Metazoa, Arthropoda, Insecta, Diptera, Drosophilidae. The record is from RefSeq and is a predicted model, not a curated record. Gene Ontology annotation, cellular component: nucleus. Gene Ontology annotation, biological process: regulation of DNA-templated transcription. Gene Ontology annotation, molecular function: transcription coregulator activity.
AUAACAUUUAAUGUGGCGGCAUUUUGUGGAAACACUGGCCGCAAUUUUGUUUUGAUGCACGAAGGACUUGUGAAAUUCGCCUAAAUUCUUAUUUAAAUGUGUCAGCAGCAUGCCAAACAGCUCGAGAAAGUCGGAUGCAGCUGAUAUGAAGACGCCCACCCGAACGGCGAACAGCAGCAGCAGCAGUGUAAGCUCGACGCCAACAAGCCUCAACCGGCGACAGCCGCGCAAACGACGCCGCAUUGAAAAAGAUAAUCAACAUCAGCGCAGACAGAGCCUCGACUCGCAGCUGGGGGACUGCAACAUUGAGGAUGCCAAAGAGAUUGAUCGACGGCUGCGCAAGGUGGCACGUGCCAAUGCCAUUAGCAGCGAGGACAUGCACAAAGUAGUGCGUCGUGUCGUUCGCAACGAGCAUGUCCUGGCCCUAGUCACACUCAAGGCCGAGGAUGAGCUGGCGCGCGAGAAGCGCGAGGCGGCCGCUGCUGACGAGGAGCAGCAACGCGGCGCCAUCAUCAUCACAGAGACACCCUCUGUGCCAAAACUGACGCGCGCCAAGGCACGCGAAUUAAAUCGCACGCCCGGCAUAACUCUGCCGCCGCUAAAUGAAACGCCAGUGAAUAACGAGAUUGAGGCGUUAAUACGCGAGGAUCUGCACUCGGAUGAGGAGGACGAAGAGUACACUUUCAAGGAGGAUGAUUUCCAUUCGGAUGAUGAUCCGAACACGACGGCCUCCGAUUUCGAUUCGAAUCCCUGCACUCCGCAAACCCCAAUGACCGCCAACGAGGAGUCGCCGGUCAAGUUUACCGCCGAUGGCUGUUUUAAACUGCCCCCAGACAAAAACUCGGAAGAUCCGCGCAUCGCAACGCGCACACGCUCCAAGUUUUGUCUGCAGCAAACAACAAUCGAGGAUUUGCAGUCGGAGUUUGUGCCACCGGACUUGGACCAGAGCGAUGUGCCCGAAUAUGACAUGACCGCCAAUGAUGCGGACUGGAUGCAAUUCCUCACUGACUUCUCCAAGCCGUUAAACAACAGCUUUCUUGGCGAUGACGACGAUCCCAUCAAUGAUCCGGAGUAUGUGGCCGCUGAAAUGGUAACCGUGGACGCCGAGGAACUGCGCGAUGUGAAUAUAUCGAAGAAAGAGCUCACUGAUUUGGUCUCGGAACUAUUCGCGGGUCUGUUGCAGGAGGGCGUCUCGCUGGACUCAAUUGAAUUGGAGACGCCGCAAAAGUUUCUCGCCGAACAGUAUGUUACGGCGACUGCGCCAGUCGCAGCGCCUGUAGAACCCAUUGAGCAGGUGACGCGCCAAAUAGACUUUGAUGCGCCCGGAACAACUGCGCCAGUUGACAUGACCAUGCCAAAUAUGACGGGAUUGGAGUCCUUUCAGCCACAGCUUAUGUCCACGCCCAGCACAUUGUCCGGCCUGGUGCCGGUGCCCAUUGCGGAAAGCACGCUCAAUAGCAGCCAUUUUGAUGCAUCCUACACAGUAGUUAACAUCUCGCCGGGAGCAAUCGGACAGCAUCCGCCGGAGCUCAUAGCUGUGCCGCUGCCAGGUCAGCCCAAUUGCUUUCAGCUGGCCAAGGUGCUGGCCAGUAUGCCGGCACAGCCGCUGGCGGAGAGCGAGUAUCGUCCGGAGUCCUAUGAGCCCUAUGACAUCAACUUCUCCUGCAAAUAUCUGUCCAUCCGGAAGCACAUAUACUCCGAGUAUGAGGCACAAUUUGAGAGUUUGCGCCACUUGAAGCCGACGCCAACGCCAAAUCCUGAGCCCGCUGCAAGCCAUAUCAAGGGCUUUACGCAGACGCAGCAUGAUCUCCUACAGCAGCAGCUGCGCAUACACACCCAAAUGCUGACACAGACAUUCCUGCAGACCUACUCGCAUCCUCUGCUCUAUGCCAUGGCCGAGAAGCCCCGGCAAAUGCUGGAGGAGCUGCAGCAACAUGCCACUAAGGAUGCCAGCUUCAAUUGCUGGAAUCUGAAUGGCGCCGUGGAGCUCAUUGACAAAUGGCAGCACGAUCUCAACAGCGAUGAGUACGAGGAGCAAAACAAAGAGAUGAUGCGUUUUAUUAACAAGGAGACGGAACUAACCGACGGGCACACACGACAGGUGCCACGGCUGCCGCCCCGCAUUAUGGAUCUCAUGCUGGACAGCAAGGUGUUUAUGUAUCCGCAGUAUCUGCCGCGGAUGGCGUUUCAACCCCGAACUUUGCAGUUCACCGCAUACGCGCCUUCGGAGUAUCAGCUGAUUGCCAUGGGCCUGGAGAAGCAUCUAAAUGCCAUUAAGACCUCCAAGCGGAAGUUGCACAAGAGCGCAGAUCCCAUUCGGGUUGCCUGCAACCGCAUGGCCAAGGAUCUGCUGCACGGCAAGCAGGGCAGGCGGCUGUUCCUCAAGGUGAAGGAGCUCUGCGACAUGGAGCAGUACAAUCCUGUCAAGUAUUAUUUCGAGCAUGGGCGCGCUCCGCCCGUAAACCAAAUCCUGCUGGGCUUCGAGGGCGGCCUAGUGCAAACGCCGCGCGAACAAUACCAUGCGCUGCCCAGCGCCUGGAAGUAUUAUUUAGAGAAAAACUGGAAUAACGAUAAGCGUACCCGUCGCAGCAACAAAUCAUUUCCAGCUCGUGCCUCGUCGGCAGCAAGUGUAUCAUAUUUGGAAUUUGUACGCGAAGCGGUGGGCGAAGAUCUAUUGCUGCCCGAGAGUCUGGGCGAGGCUGCGGCGCCACAUGGCAGUGCCACGGGCUUAACGCAUUUAUCUCCAGAAACGCACACACAAACCAAAGAAGAAGGCAACUCCAAGUCCCAUACUCAAUCUGAAUCUCAGCGCAAGCCUCGUCGCAUAAUCGACGAACGAAAACAAUCCUCAUCAUUGACCAUCAAUGUGAACUACGUCUUUGGCGGUGAGCUAGGCGUAGUCAAUACGUACGGAGCUGGUGUCUCUGUGCCCUUUCAGGCGAAUGAUUUUGCCAGCAAUGUGGCGAACAUAAAUCGCACGCUUUAUCCAACCAGCGAGUGUAGUUCCUUGGCGCUGCCACCGCCGCUGCCGUCAUUGCCGGACGAUGCGCCACCGGCAGUGAAUCUCUGCUUUGAUGCACUCACGCAAACCGUGCAAAUCAAAGAGUCGGACCAGUCUGCGGAACAGACCGGAGAGCAAAAAGUAGACGUCGCCAGCAGCUCGAAGCGAGCGCGUUAUCAAAUUUACAAGCGGCUGCUUUUUGCACGCACACAGCGACGCCGCAACUUAACAGCGAAGUCAACGUCGGCAUCGCCGUCGCGGUCGCGCUGUCGCUACCACGUGUUGCGACAGCGAUUGCGCCAUAAGCUACAGCUACGCUGUCAAGCGCUAAUCACCUCAUAUGCCAGCUACCUGCAGCAGCAGCGCGAACUGUACGCCCACGCUCCGUCCGUGCAGCACUAUCACAGACGCUUCCUGGCGCUCGAACUGUACACGCAGCUGCUUGUCGAACUGAAUAUGUUUUGCCAGAGCAAGGAACAUCCGGUGCCGGUGCCGGAGACGAGCUCGAGCAUGAGCUCGCCGCAGCAGCAGAAGCGACAACGCUGCGAGGAGGCGGCACGCAUACGCAGAGCCAAUCGGCAGGAGGAGAUGCUGCGACACAUGCUCAAGCCGGAUAGUCCGGAGGAGCGCAAUCGCAAGGAUGCCACCUUUGCUUACAACUUCUACGAUAAAGUGGAGGAGGCGUUGCUGUCUUCCAAUCGCAUGGAGGACUGCCACAAGUUCAAUCAUCUGCUGCAAACCUUUGACCCCAAGCAGGAUAAGGUAGUUGAUUUGUAUUUGAAAAUGGAAAAAUUACUGCUGCCCGAUCAUCCCGAGCUGGCCGAGGUGUUUCUCAACUUUCUGCUACCUGCGGAGGCCGCUGAGCUGGGCAAAUACUUUGAAUACUUCAUGAUAACCAAUGCCAGCAACUUUAUCAACAAGCUUAACAUCUACUUUUGCAAGCAGCCAGCGCAAAUCCGCAAGAUCUACGCAUGCCUCAAUGAACUGGCCCAGCUGCCCAGCGUGAGCAUAAAGAAGGUCCAAUCCAAAAUUCUGCCCCUGCUCAAAGGCAAUCAGUUCCUACGCGAUUGGUUUGUGCAACAAUUUCCACAGGCCAAGCCGCCCAAGCGCUUUCUGCCCCCCGUGGAGACCAUGAAUAUGCAUGAGGUGCUGGGCAAUACCAGCGGUACAUUUUCGGAAACCCUGCAGGAUCUGCCGGAUGAUUCGCCGCCGCAGGCCAAACCGCCUGGCUGUCAACUGAAAUAUGUGAAUGGACGCAUAUUUUAUGGAGCCAAGGUGAUGCUGCCAGCCAAGCUAUCCUUUCGAGCGGCCAGUCUUUACAACGAGCAAUGUCACGAGCCGCUCAGCAGCGACGUAACCUGUGCGCAUGGCGUACGCGCACACGGUGAGAAGCUAAUUAACUCUGCAGGCGCAGUGGACAGUGAUGAUGCGGCAGAUCGCAGCGAGGAGGAUGAUUCCAACCGAACGCUAGUGAUUGACACAACCACCGGCGACGAGGAGAACAGCAGCUCCUCCCUGGACAUUUGCGAUGACAUGACACUGCGCGCACACGCCAUGCGGCUGAAUGCUAGCAUCAACAGCACCACAUUCAACUGGGGCCAUCAUCAUGGGCUUCAUCAGUCGCACGGCAAGAAGGCUGCCAGUAAUUUCGGCGAAACCUCGCCGCGUCGUCAAACUGCGAACAAUGUGUCGCCUCAGUCGGGACUGAAUGCGCAUGCGAGCGGCGUCUCGCCCCAGCAGGAUAAGCGUAAGUCGCCCAGCAAGAAGGUGCGUUCGCCGCUGGGCCAGACGCAGGCGCGUCCACGCUACAAUGUCCAGCCCAUGGUGGUCAUUCAUGAGCCACAAGUGCGUGGGCCUGCGCCCGCCUCGCCGGCCAUUGAGUUUGCGAAGCGACUGCGCACGCUGAUCAGCCAGGAUGGAAGCGAGCCGGACAACAAGACGGGCAUACAAAUCAUAGCGCAGGCAAAGCGGAAGAGCAAUUCACCGUCCGUUUCUAAACUAGAGCUUACCUCGCAGGAAGACCCAGAGUAUCUGCCUGAGAAUGCAGCAGAGACGACCCUAUCGCUUCCCCAGCAGCCCUUCCAAGCUAUUAAAAUGGAUAUUGAGCCGGAGGUGACCCAACUGAGCAGCGGCAGCACACCGCAGCAUGUAAUUACCACGCAGUUUGACAGCGAUGAGGACUGCAAACUGGACGUGGUGGCCUCGCUGGCCAACUCUGUUCAGGAGGAAGAAGUGCAGCCGAAACACGAAGUAGCCUGCACCUCCAAGGCGGAGCCCGUACAACCCAGCUCAACGGGCGGUUGGACGCGCGAGGAGGACAAGGUGAUACUCAUUGAGAUGAAGCGUGGCGCACGCGAUCGUCAGCAUCUAAUCAGGCGGAUAGGCGCCAAGCUCAAGCAUCGCAACGAGGCCGAACUGCGAGCGCGGCAUCAAUUUCUCAUGGAUUUUCUAUCCAAGCUACAGGGCAAAUAGAAUAUAUUGAAUGUAUAUAGAGAGUUUGAGUCCAUAAGUCGACUGCAAAUUGGUUUAACAUGCAUGUUAAGGCAUAAACCUUAGGGACUGUCGUUUAUUCAUUUUAAGGCACAAUUUGUAUUGCGAAUUAGUUUAACAUUCGAGUUAGGGCUGUCUGUUAUGAUAAACCGCAUUGAUAAUUAAUUUGUCAUGCAUGUUAGCUCUGUUUUCGAGGACAAGCUUAAUGCGGAUUAGUUAAAAAUUGAUUUAAGAGCUGUUUUUUUUUUUUUCAACCCCGUUGCAGGUCAGUUUAACAUGAAUGUCAAGGCAUAAACCUCAUUGCAAAUUAUUUAUUAUUUUGAUUAGAAAACUCAUCGGAUAUUAGUUUAACAUUCAUGCCUAAAUAGUCUUAGCUGAGAAAGCUCUUUGUAAAUUGUUUUUUAUCAGUUUAAUCAUAUGUUUAAGUUAAGCAGAUCAGUCGAGAAGAAAUCUAGAUUGGGCUUACCUGAAUAAAUAACAAAACUAAAUGUA